AUGCUCCUCGCCGUGCUCGCGCUGGUCGCUCACUCGGCGCCUACCGCGUUUGUCUCAAACGGCGGUGUGCUAUACCGCGAGCGCUUCCUCUCGCCGGCCGACUUUGAGGCUAUCCGGCGUGAGUGCCGGACCCUGCGAGGCGGCAUGCGCGCAGAGAAGGACUCGAUUGCGCUGCGGCGGAUGGGCCUGUGUCUCGACCGCCGAUCCCACACACACGCGAUGCUGAUGAGCGAAGCGGUUGCGAGCCGGAUCGCCGCGCUCACCGGCGUGCCGCGGCUCGAGCCGUCCGACUUUCCGGCAGAGUUGCGGCAGUAUGGUGCCGGCGCCAGCAUGGGUUGGCACCGCGACGACGCGCUCUACAGCCCGCCGCAGACAGAGGUGAUCCUGACGCUCGAGAACACGGCUGACUGCUUCACCGAGUGGGUCUGCGCUGACGGCGGCCGCGACUCGGCGUGGACGACGCCGAACUCGGUGCUGCUCGUACGUGCCGGCGAGGGAGGCCCCUCGCACCGCGUCACGCCGGUGAAGCGCGGCGAGCGCACCAUCGUCAAGCUCGUCUUCCACGAGCCCGACGCGGAGCGGUCUGCCUCCUUUUACGACCACAUCAACUCCUUCCCAGGCGCGCAGAGAUCGGUGGCGGAGCGAGCGCGCGCGCUGGCGGAGCGAGGCGGCCCGGGCAGUGGUGGUAAGGCGAGCCGGGCAGCGAGACGGAGGAGCUAG
This is a messenger RNA of Emiliania huxleyi CCMP1516, 720 nucleotides long. RefSeq lists its product as hypothetical. The record is from RefSeq and is a predicted model, not a curated record. The coding region runs from base 1 to 720 and encodes 239 amino acids. NCBI's taxonomy places the organism in Eukaryota, Haptophyta, Isochrysidales, Noelaerhabdaceae. The transcript has a single exon.